Caenorhabditis auriculariae is the source of this 6002-nucleotide messenger RNA. Lineage: Eukaryota; Metazoa; Nematoda; Chromadorea; Rhabditida; Rhabditidae. The record is from the annotation of a GenBank genome assembly.
AUGUUCGUGUUGCGAGGUACAGGCAAAGGGAUACAUUUGGACCUUUCAACAAUGGUGAGGUCUCUGAGAUAAAACCGCAAUUUGCCUUCGUCUUGAUUGAGAACAAAGACACGAUGACGAAGGCGGCGAAGGAGGACAAGUUCAUGAGGAAUCAUAUCACGACGAACGCGACAAUAUGGUACAAUGGUGUUUUUGAAAAAAAGCGCAGAAACGGCUCUUUUGAAACCAAAAAAAUAAACAUAUUGCGAGAAUGAACAGAGGAAAAUUGGAUUUUAACCGGUCUAAAACGAGAAUUACAUGGAUGUCGAUGGAUACUAAGCGGGGCAGGAAUGUUCAGAUGAGAACAAACCUUAUUAACUAGGAUAGAAUCAUCAAUUUCUUGUUGGGGCGUUUUGGAAUCAGCAAGUUUCUCAAGAACUGCACGAAACGACUUCUCCAAAAAGGUGGUGGAAGAUGAAGCACGAGCGACAGCAGCCCACAGUUCACGGUCAGAGAGAGCAUCGAGACCACGUUGAUCACCAGAGGCAGAGUUCACGACAGGAGGAUGAGGAGUAGCAGAGGCUUGGGCGGCAGGAACAUGAGCCAAAGGAAGCUGAGCCACAGGAGCAUGACGAGUUGAAUCAGUUUGAGGGCCGUCGAGUUUUGAAGCCAGAUCAUUCAAUUGUAUCAUGAUCAACUGGACUUGAGAUUUGAGAGCAGCCACUUCUCGAAGAACAAGAGAAUUAGGAGGUAUGGAACUCCUAGGUGUAGAACCAUCAUGAGCAGCUCGUUUACGAGGAGGAGGCUGAGGCGCUGGCGACAUGGAAAAGGCGACUAGAGCAAAUAGAGACACGACCGCACGCCACGAGAAAAGAGGGCGCGAAUGAGAAAAGAGGGCGCGAAUGAGAAAAGAGGGCGCGAAUGAGAAAAGAGGGCGCGAAUGAGAAAAGAGGGCGCGAAUGAUCAGGUGGCUGUCGAAAAAGACCUCUGCAUGAUAAAAGACGUGAUUAGGCGUAAGCCGGUGCAAGUCGGGACAGCGGAUUCCUGAUAUCGGGACGCCGACAUUGCAACGUCGCUAUCACCAUACUUACCAAGAUCAUAGCAGGAGGGCUCGGAUCGCCGCCUCCGCGUGGCGCCUUCUGGGUGAGACCUGGUCUCAGCUAAGAGCGAUCCAUUUUUGGUGAAGCCAGCCUUCGGGCUGGCAAAAAAGUACACGAAAAAAUAAAUUGAUAGGAAGUAACUCAGAAGUAGUUCAUUCAUUGAAAGGUUGUUGAAUGCAAAGAAUUGACAAAAAAGAGGUGUUUCUGUCAUUCUUUUCAAUCUGGUUUUUUUGAUAAAUUCCCACUGCAGUGCUUCAUAAUAAGUUAUAAAUACGGUUUUCGAGCAUUUCAACUGUUUAUCAAUAGGCUUACUCAUGAAAAUGAUCUCGAAAGCCCGUUCACUGAUCAGGUGGCUGUCGAAAAAGACCUCUGCAUGAUAAAAGACGUGAUUAGGCGUAAGCCGGUGCAAGUCGGGACAGCGGAUUCCUGAUAUCGGGACGCCGACAUUGCAACGUCGCUAUCACCAUACUUACCAAGAUCAUAGCAGGAGGGCUCGGAUCGCCGCCUCCGCGUGGCGCCUUCUGGGUGAGACCUGGUCUCAGCUAAGAGCGAUCCAUUUUUUUGGUGAAGCCAGCCUUCGGGCUGGCAAAAAAAGUACACGAAAAAAAUAAGUUGAUAGAAAGUAACUCAGAAGUAGUUCAUUCAUUGAAAGGUUGUCGAAUGCAAAGAAUUGACAAAAAAAGAGGUGUUUUCUGUCAUUCUUUUUCAAUCUGGUUUUUUUGAUAAAUUCCCACUGCAGUGCUUCAUAAUAAGUUAUAAAUACGGUUUUCCGAGCAUUUCAACUGUUUAUCAAUAGGCUUACUCAUGAAAAAUGAUCUCGAAAGCCCGUUCACUGAUCAGGUGGCUGUCGAAAAAGACCUCUGCAUGAUAAAAAGACGUGAUUAGGCGUAAGCCGGUGCAAGUCGGGACAGCGGAUUCCUGAUAUCGGGACGCCGACAAUGCAACGUCGCUAUCACCACCCCUUACCAAGAUCAUAGCAGGAGGGCUCGGAUUGCCGCCUCCGCGUGGCGCCUUCUGGGUGAGACCUGGUCUCAGCUAAGAGCGAUCCAUUUUUGGUGGAGCCAGCCUUCGGGCUGGCAAAAAGUAAACGAAAAAAUAAAUUGAUAGGAAGUAACUCAGAAGUAGUUCAUUCAUUGAAAGGUUGUCGAAUGCAAAGAAUUGACAAAAAAGAGGUGUUUCUGUCAUUCUUUUCAAUCUGGUUUUUUUGAUAAAUUCCCACUGCAGUGCUUCAUAAUAAGUUAUAAAUACGGUUUUUCGAGCAUUUUCAACUGUUUAUCAAUAGGCUUACUCAUGAAAACGAUCUCGAAAAGCCCGUUCACUGAUCAGGUGGCUGUCGAAAAAAAGACCUCUGCAUGAUAAAAAGACGUGAUUAGGCGUAAGCCGGUGCAAGUCGGGACAGCGGAUUCCUGAUAUCGGGACGCCGACAUUGCAACGUCGCUAUCACCAUACUUACCAAGAUCAUAGCAGGAGGGCUCGGAUCGCCGCCUCCGCGUGGCGCCUUCUGGGUGAGACCUGGUCUCAGCUAAGAGCGAUCCAUUUUUGGUGAAGCCAGCCUUCGGGCUGGCAAAAAAGUACACGAAAAAAUAAAUUGAUAGGAAGUAACUCAGAAGUAGUUCAUUCAUUGAAAGGUUGUUGAAUGCAAAGAAUUGACAAAAAAAGAGGUGUUUUCUGUCAUUCUUUUUCAAUCUGGUUUUUUUGAUAAAUUCCCACUGCAGUGCUUCAUAAUAAGUUAUAAAUACGGUUUUCGAGCAUUUCAACUGUUUAUCAAUAGGCUUACUCAUGAAAAUGAUCUCGAAAGCCCGUUCACUGAUCAGGUGGCUGUCGAAAAAGACCUCUGCAUGAUAAAAGACGUGAUUAGGCGUAAGCCGGUGCAAGUCGGGACAGCGGAUUCCUGAUAUCGGGACGCCGACAAUGCAACGUCGCUAUCACCACCCUUACCAAGAUCAUAGCAGGAGGGCUCGGAUUGCCGCCUCCGCGUGGCGCCUUCUGGGUGAGACCUGGUCUCAGCUAAGAGCGAUCCAUUUUUGGUGAAGCCAGCCUUCGGGCUGGCAAAAAAGUACACGAAAAAAUAAAUUGAUAGGAAGUAACUCAGAAGUAGUUCAUUCAUUGAAAGGUUGUUGAAUGCAAAGAAUUGGCAAAAAAAGGUGUUUUUGUCAUUCUUUUCAAUCUGGUUUUGUUGAUAAAUUCCCCACUGCAGUGCUUCAUAAUAAGUUAUAAAUACGGUUUUCGAGCAUUUUCAACUGUUUAUCAAUAGGCUUACUCAUGAAAAAUGAUCUCGAAAAGCCCGUUCACUGAUCAGGUGGCUGUCGAAAAAGACCUCUGCAUGAUAAAAGACGUGAUUAGGCGUAAGCCGGUGCAAGUCGGGACAGCGGAUUCCUGAUAUCGGGACGCCGACAUUGCAACGUCGCUAUCACCAUACUUACCAAGAUCAUAGCAGGAGGGCUCGGAUCGCCGCCUCCGCGUGGCGCCUUCUGGGUGAGACCUGGUCUCAGCUAAGAGCGAUCCAUUUUUGGUGAAGCCAGCCUUUCGGGCUGGCAAAAAAAGUACACGAAAAAAAUAAAUUGAUAGGAAGUAACUCAGAAGUAGUUCAUUCAUUGAAAGGUUGUUGAAUGCAAAGAAUUGGCAAAAAAAGAGGUGUUUUUUUGUCAUUCUUUUUCAAUCUGGUUUUUGUUGAUAAAUUCCCCACUGCAGUGCUUCAUAAUAAGUUAUAAAUACGGUUUCCGAGCAUUUCAACUGUUUAUCAAUAGGCUUACUCAUGAAAAUGAUCUCGAAAGCCCGUUCACUGAUCAGGUGGCUGUCGAAAAAGACCUCUGCAUGAUAAAAGACGUGAUUAGGCGUAAGCCGGUGCAAGUCGGGACAGCGGAUUCCUGAUAUCGGGACGCCGACAUUGCAACGUCGCUAUCACCAUACUUACCAAGAUCAUAGCAGGAGGGCUCGGAUCGCCGCCUCCGCGUGGCGCCUUCUGGGUGAGACCUGGUCUCAGCUAAGAGCGAUCCAUUUUUGGUGAAGCCAGCCUUCGGGCUGGCAAAAAAGUACACGAAAAAAAUAAAGUUGAUAGGAAGUAACUCAGAAGUAGUUCAUUCAUUGAAAGGUUGUUGAAUGCAAAGAAUUGGCAAAAAAAGAGGUGUGUUUUUGUCAUUCUUUUCAAUCUGGUUUUUUUGAUAAAUUCCCACUGCAGUGCUUCAUAAUAAGUUAUAAAUACGGUUUUCGAGCGCACCAACUGUUUAUCAAUAGGCUUACUCAUGAAAAUGAUCUCGAAAGCCCGUUCACUGAUCAGGUGGCUGUCGAAAAAGACCUCUGCAUGAUAAAAGACGUGAUUAGGCGUAAGCCGGUGCAAGUCGGGACAGCGGAUUCCUGAUAUCGGGACGCCGACAUUGCAACGUCGCUAUCACCAUACUUACCAAGAUCAUAGCAGGAGGGCUCGGAUCGCCGCCUCCGCGUGGCGCCUUCUGGGUGAGACCUGGUCUCAGCUAAGAGCGAUCCAUUUUUGGUGAAGCCAGCCUUCGGGCUGGCAAAAAAGUAUUCGAAAAGAUUAACUGAUAGAAAGUAUCUCAGACUUAGUACAUUCACUGGAAGGUUGUCGAAUGCAAAGAAUUGACAAAAAAGAGGUGUUUUUGUCAUUCUUUUCAAUCUGGUUUAUUUGAUAAAUUCCCACUGCAGUGCUUCAUAAUAAGUUAUAAAUACGGUUUCCGAGCAUUUCAACUGUUUAUCAAUAGGCUUACUCAUGAAAAUGAUCUCGAAAGCCCGUUCACUGAUCAGGUGGCUGUCGAAAAAGACCUCUGCAUGAUAAAAGACGUGAAUAGGCGUAAGCCGGUGCAAGUCGGGACAGCGGAUUCCUGAUAUCGGGACGCCGACAUUGCAACGUCGCUAUCACCACCCUUACCAAGAUCAUAGCAGGAGGGCUCGGAUUGCCGCCUCCGCGUGGCGCCUUCUGGGUGAGACCUGGUCUCAGCUAAGAGCGAUCCAUUUUUGGUGAAGCCAGCCUUUCGGGCUGGCAAAAAAAUGUACACGAAAAAAUAAAUUGAUAGGAAGUAACUCAGAAGUAGUUCAUUCAUUGAAAGGUUGUUGAAUGCAAAGAAUUGGCAAAAAAAGGUGUUUUUGUCAUUCUUUUCAAUCUGGUUUUGUUGAUAAAUUCCCACUGCAGUGCUUCAUAAUAAGUUAUAAAUACGGUUUUCGAGCGCACCAACUGUUUAUCAAUAGGCUUACUCAUGAAAAUGAUCUCGAAAAGCCCGUUCACUGAUCAGGUGGCUGUCGAAAAAGACCUCUGCAUGAUAAAAAGACGUGAUUAGGCGUAAGCCGGUGCAAGUCGGGACAGCGGAUUCCUGAUAUCGGGACGCCGACAUUGCAACGUCGCUAUCACCACCCUUACCAAGAUCAUAGCAGGAGGGCUCGGAUUGCCGCCUCCGCGUGGCGCCUUCUGGGUGAGACCUGGUCUCAGCUAAGAGCGAUCCAUUUUUGGUGAAGCCAGCCUUUGGGCUGGCAAAAAUGUACACGAAAAAAUAAAUUGAUAGGAAGUAACUCAGAAGUAGUUCAUUCAUUGAAAGGUUGUUGAAUGCAAAGAAUUGGCAAAAAAAGGUGUUUUUGUCAUUCUUUUCAAUCUGGUUUUGUUGAUAAACCCCCACUGCAGUGCUUCAUAAUAAGUUAUAAAUACGGUUUUCGAGCGCACCAACUGUUUAUCAAUAGGCUUACUCAUGAAAAUGAUCUCGAAAGCCCGUUCACUGAUCAGGUGGCUGUCGAAAAAGACCUCUGCAUGAUAAAAGACGUGAUUAGGCGUAAGCCGGUGCAAGUCGGGACAGCGGAUUCCUGAUAUCGGGACGCCGACAAUGCAACGUCGCUAUCACCACCCUUACCAAGAUCAUAGCAGGAGGGCUCGGAUUGCCGCCUCCGCGUGGCGCCUUCUGGGUGAGACCUGGUCUCAGCUAA